AUGGCUGAACGCGUUAACGUUUGCAAAAUAAGUCGUAGUGUAAUCAAGUCGAAAUUAACAAAUUUCGAAAAAGUCUUAGAUUCAAUUACUGCGGAAACUGACAUAGAGAGUCUCGACUUAGGAACUCGGUUAAAAAAGAAACAUAUUCCGUUACAAAAGGAGUUUGAUAAAUGUCAAGAUGAAAUAGAUAAACUCACUUUCGGCAAUGAAGAAGAGGAAGCAAUUAAUGAAAAAGAAAGAUCAGAUUUUGAAAAUAGAUUUUACCUUAUUUCCGGAAGUGCUGCAUUACAGUUGAUGCGAUAUCACAAUAAAAAGUUUAUUAUUGACAGCCAUGUAAAGGCUCUUUUUGAAUUGCCACCUAUGUCAAAAGAAUUUUCCAUUCGCGUUUUAUAUGAUUUAAUUCAAAAACACCUUAGAUCUCUUCGCGCACUAUCUGUUGAAGUAGACAAGUGGGAUGCAAUGCUUAAUCACUUAAUUAAAGGCAAAAUAAAUAAUUACACAAUGGAAAAAUGGGAGGAAUCGAUCUGUGAUAUAGAAAAACCUACCCUUUUACACAUGUUAAACUUUUUAGAGCGCCGCUCCCAGAUUGAGGAGACAAGGGCAGCCACCAAUCAAGUUAAUUUUCAAAAAGCUUCACAUUCGCGUCAAAAUCCGCAUCAUCCGUUCAUGGGCGUUGCUACAGCAACGACCCCGAGUGCAGAUGACGCACAGUCAAGACCUUUUUCAAAAAUUUCGUGUUACAUUUGUAAGGGAGAGCAUGGCGUUUAUUCAUGCAGCAAAUUUUUGAGUUUAUCUCCCAACGAAAGACAUGAGGCAGCUCGAAAGGUAUCUCUUUGCGUUAACUGUUUACGAGGAAAUCAUCAUCCAAAAAAUUGUUUAUCAGGCUGGUGUCGUAAAUGCGGAAAAAGACAUAAUUCCCUUUUUCAUUUCAAUGAACAUGGUUCAGAUUCAAUUAAUCAAGUGAAUAAUUCAUCACAGCAGAGUCAAUCCACUCAAUCUAUUCAAGAAUCCCCGACCCCAGUUCGUAAUUAUAAACUUUUGAUACCAUCUGAGGUAGUCUUAGCCACCGCUAUUGUUGAUAUUAUAGACAAACAAGGCAAAUUACAUGCAUGUCGUGUAAUGUUAGAUUGCGGUUCUCAACCUUAUGUCGUUACAGAAAAUUUCGCAAAUAAAAUCGGACUUAACAAAAUAGCUGUCGACAUACCGCUUGAGGCAGUGGAUAAUCUCGCUACCAGCAUAAAACAUACAGCGACGGCUACCAUUCAAUCGCGAUACAAUAAUGUACGGCCUCAUCUUUCAUUAUUUGUUGUUAAAGACAUAGGCAAUACUAUGCCCACAUUGCCUGUUGAUCGUAGUUCAUUUGAAAUACCGCAAGAUCUCUUUCUAGCAGACCCGGGAUUUCAUAAUCCAACCGAAGUCGAUAUGAUUCUAGGCGCGCAAUAUUUUUAUCACUUCUUACGUCAGGGUCAAAUUCUAAUCACAAAUCACCCUGCAGUUUUUCAGGAAACAGAACUCGGCUGGGUAGUAGCAGGAUGUUUUCAUCAAGUGCUCGCAAAACAUGCGAAAGUGUAUUGUAAUUUUACCAAAUUUUCAGAUUUAUCUCUUUUAUGGGAAUUCGAUGCAAGUCGAACAGCUUCCAUGCGCUCCGUGGAAGAAGAAGCUUGUGAAUCGAAUUACGUCAAAAACACUGAACGGGAUGAGUUAGGUCGUUACACGAUUCAUUUGCCUUUCAAUGAGAAUAAAAUUAAAAUCGGCGAAUCACGUCAAACAGCUUUUAACCGGUUUCAUUCUCUUGAGAGAAAAUUUGAAAAAGAUCCACGUGUUAGAAGUCAGUAUUUUGAAUGUAUUCAAAUUUAUCUUAACGAGAAUCACAUGACACCGUUAAAAAACGAAGAAUCGUCAGAUCGCGGAUUUUUUCUUCCACACCAUGCAGUAAUUAAAACUAGCAGUCUCACAACGAAAACACGAGUCGUGUUUGAUGGCUCUUGCAAGUCUUCCUCAGGCAUUUCUUUAAACGAUGCUCUGAUGGUAGGACCUACAAUCCAAGAUGAUUUAUUUUCAACCUUCACAAGGUUUCGCACUUUUCUUGUCGCUCUCACAGCCGAUAUAGAGCAAAUGUAUCGACAGAUUCAAUUAACCAACGAGCUCCGAUUAUUUCACAAAAUUCUGUGGCGCGAAACUCCUACCGAUCCAAUUAAAGUUAAUACAUUAAAUACAGUAACCUUUGGCACCGCAUCUGCACCUUUUCUCGCGAUUCGUACGCUUCAUCAACUAGCAGAAGAUGAACGCGAAAAUAUCCGACCGCAUCAGUUAUUUUAA
Messenger RNA from Belonocnema kinseyi, 2319 nucleotides. RefSeq lists its product as uncharacterized. Bases 1 to 2319 code for a protein of 772 amino acids. The record is from RefSeq and is a predicted model, not a curated record. The transcript is spliced from 2 exons. NCBI's taxonomy places the organism in Eukaryota, Metazoa, Arthropoda, Insecta, Hymenoptera, Cynipidae.